Messenger RNA from Aspergillus alliaceus, 1362 nucleotides. RefSeq names its product M1 family metallopeptidase. Gene Ontology annotation, biological process: proteolysis; peptide catabolic process. Gene Ontology annotation, molecular function: zinc ion binding; metalloaminopeptidase activity; peptide binding. The record is from RefSeq and is a predicted model, not a curated record. Gene Ontology annotation, cellular component: cytoplasm. Bases 1 to 1362 code for a protein of 453 amino acids. NCBI's taxonomy places the organism in Eukaryota, Fungi, Ascomycota, Eurotiomycetes, Eurotiales, Aspergillaceae. The transcript is spliced from 4 exons.
AUGAAGGCUGCCUUCCAUUUCGAUGGCAUUCGCGUCAGUCACCCAAUUCACGUCCCUGUUCGCAGUGCGCUUGAUGUCAACCAUAUAUUCGACUCUAUCAGCUACCUCAAAAGUUGCUCCACUAUUUGUAUGCUGGCUCAUUACCUAGGGGUGAAGAUCUUCCUUCGAGGCGUGUCAAAGUACCUUAACUCUCACGCCUAUAGCAAUGCAAAGGCCGAGGCUCUGUGGCACGCCUUGACAGAGGUUUCAGACCAAGUCCUGACUGUCGCGGAGAAGCCUGGCAAGAUUUCGACUAAGCAGUCACGAUUUCUGUCCACAGGCGAACUUGAUCCGUCCGAUGACACCACCAUUUGGUGGGUGCCCUUUGGAUUGAAGGGGAAGAAGGAUUGGAAGGGGUUUCCAACCUAUCGCUCAUGGCAAAGAAAUCAUGGCGUUGACGACAACUUCUAUCUCAACAACAGCGCCACAGGAUUCUACCGUGUAAAUUACCCUUCUAGUCUCUUGGCUAAGCUCUGCGAUCAGCUAGACAUGCUCACUACCGAGGGAAAGAUUGCCAUCAUUGGAUCCGCUGCAGACCUGGCCUUCUCAGGCCAUGGUACGACGGCUUCGUUGCUAACCUUUCUUGAAAGUUUCCAGAAAGAGACCCAUCCACUAGUCUGGACUCAGAUUCUUGAUCCUAUUUCUAGUGUUAGAAGCGUCUUCUCCGAGGAUAAGAGAAUCAAGAAGGACAUCGAGAACUUUAGCGUCCGGCUCAUCUGCUAUAAGCUCAUUGGCCUCGCCGUUACCAGUAGUCACAACAGGGAGGCCUCUACUUCCUGUGACCCUGAGACCAACGCCGUUCAUCCCUCGCUAAGAGCGCCGUCUGGCCCAGUACCGUUCAUAACGGCUCUGCCAGUGCGGUCGAGAUUCUCCAGAAGGGUGUGGUUCAACACCAAGUCCAUCGAUGGCAAGCUCACCUGCCUCCAGGCUUUAUCAGCCGCCGAGGAUGAGAGCCUCCUGCCCAACGUCAUUGUUCCAUUCAACUUUAGCUCCACCCCUCAAGAGAACGUGGUGGCUGCAGCUGUUAUGCGUAUCCUGGGCGGUGGCUUGGCCGCGAACCCCAUCGGCCGCGUUGUUCAGUGGGCUUUCAUGAAAAUCAACUGGGGCGCAUGCCGUGCCAAGCUGGGUAACCCUAAACUUGUUGGCCGCUUUGUUCGAGUUAGCUUAGGAGAAUUCACGGACCUCACAGAUAUUCACGACAUUGAAUCAUUCUUCAUGGACAAGGACACGACAUGCUUUAACCGUACCCUGGGCACGGUCAAGGUCAAGAUUCGCAGCCGCGCGGCGUAUAAGCAUCGCGAUUCUAGUUCUUUGAAGAAGUAG